Molecule: messenger RNA, 813 nt
Organism: Melanotaenia boesemani (Boeseman's rainbowfish)
Lineage: Eukaryota; Metazoa; Chordata; Actinopteri; Atheriniformes; Melanotaeniidae
Exons: 2
Coding region: 122-520 (132 amino acids)
Source: RefSeq, a predicted model, not a curated record
ACACUUCCGUCUCGCUGCAGCAUGUUCUCUCUAUACUGAGAGCUUCAGUAAAGCAGAGUGGAUCCCUGCAGGCUGCUGGCAUCCCGGGUCUUGCUCAGAUCUGAGGACUAAAUAUCACAGGAUGAAGCCGAGAUGCCGCCGCUCCACUGUGGACAGACUUCCCACCAUCAGUGAGAUGCAGGAGAGCGACAUAGAGGACGGAGACCUGGACUUCUCCUCCCACACUAUGGAGGAGUACGUGGACUCCAUCAAAGAGCUCUCCCAACCGGCCUGCUACCCGCUGCACGGGCCCCUGAGAGGCCACCGUCGCUGGAGGGUCAGCACCAGCCCAGCAGUCUCUGCCGGGGCUCCAUCGUUUUUUCUGAGCUCCUCAAGGAGCCACAGCUCCUGGCUUCCCAUUGACCCAUCAGACGUUACGCUCAUCUUGACCGAGCAUUCAGACUAUGACCUGCCACUGCGCGUGAAACAGAGCCUGAUGGACAUGCUGGUGUCUCGGUCCCUGUUUGCAGGCCUGGUGUGAUCCAGAGCCAUGUUCCCCCUGCAGCCCUGACAUCAGCUCCAUGUUGCAUGACCCAUUUAUUUGAUAGAAGUAACUGAGUACUCUCCAAAUGUGAUUUUCCCUUUGAAGUGCUUAAUGAAUGCAACGCAUGAAACAAAAGAUGAAAAGGGAACAAUAUCAAGGGCAGAACAAACAAAUGAGCAGAGCUCGCCCGAAGCGUGAGCCCACUAAGUGGCUGCACGGGGCCCUUCAGCCACCAGGGGGCGCUCACUCGAACAGAGCGUGAUUUAAAUAUUUUAAGAUGCACCUAAUUA